This is a messenger RNA of Daktulosphaira vitifoliae (grape phylloxera), 1456 nucleotides long. RefSeq names its product LIM and senescent cell antigen-like-containing domain protein 1 (gene stck). Gene Ontology annotation, biological process: positive regulation of substrate adhesion-dependent cell spreading; positive regulation of integrin-mediated signaling pathway; cell-cell adhesion. The transcript has 7 exons. The coding region runs from base 242 to 1270 and encodes 342 amino acids. NCBI's taxonomy places the organism in Eukaryota, Metazoa, Arthropoda, Insecta, Hemiptera, Phylloxeridae. The record is from RefSeq and is a predicted model, not a curated record. Gene Ontology annotation, cellular component: cell-cell junction; cytoplasm; focal adhesion.
CCUUUUACCAUAAAUAGUAAACUGCUGUCGUGUUCUCGUGAUUAUGUUAAAACUAAGAGGUGGCUACUGGACAGCGCUCAUGUUCAUUUAAUCAGUUCGGAAUUACAAUUCUCGUUUCCAUAGUAUUUGAGAUGCCAGCCUGCUUAUAGCUAAAUAAUAAUUUAAAUUUAGUGCGUGGGAGUUCAAGCAAUUUGUUACGCCUACAAAUGUCAUCAUCUGUCAGUUUUAAAAAAUAGUACAAAUGCCUGGUGUAACUAUGUCAUUCAGCAAUAUGUCAUGUUCCCGAUGUGGAGAUGGUUUUGAUCCACAUGACAAGAUAGUUAAUUCACAAGGCGAAUUGUGGCAUCCUCAAUGUUUUGUUUGUUCUCAAUGUUUUCGACCAUUUCCCGAUGGUUUAUUUUAUGAAUUUGAAGGUCGUAAAUACUGUGAACAUGAUUUCCAAGUGUUAUUCGCCCCUUGUUGUGGUAAAUGUGGUGAAUUUGUUAUUGGACGAGUUAUCAAAGCAAUGUCAGCUGCUUGGCAUCCAGCCUGUUUUUGUUGUGCUGUUUGUCACAAGCAGUUAGCUGAUCGAGGAUUUGUUCGUAAUCGUAACCGUGCAUUAUGUCAUGAAUGUAAUGCUGCAGAUAAAGCUGUUUUAUCAGGCAAACAUGUAUGCUUCAAGUGCCAUGGAAUAAUUGAUGAAAAACCAUUAAGAUUUAGAGGUGAAGUCUAUCAUGGUUACCAUUUUAACUGUAUGUCUUGUGGAGUGGAAUUAAAUUCUGAUGCUCGAGAAUUAAAACAUAGAUCAGGGUAUACUGCCAAUGAGAUGAAUGAAUUGUAUUGUCUGCGAUGUCAUGAUAAAAUGGGUGUACCAAUAUGUGGAGCUUGUCGGCGACCAAUUGAAGAAAGAGUGGUAACUGCAUUAGGAAAACAUUGGCAUGUAGAACAUUUUGUAUGUGCCAAGUGUGAAAAACCAUUUUUAGGUCAUCGACACUAUGAGCGUAAAGGUCUUGCAUAUUGUGAAACCCAUUACCAUCAAUUAUUUGGAAAUUUAUGUUUCGUUUGCAAUCAAGUUAUUGCAGGAGAUGUUUUUACUGCUUUAAACAAAGCAUGGUGUGUACAUCACUUUGCUUGUUCAUUUUGCGAUCAAAAAAUGACUCAAAAAACCAAAUUUUAUGAAUGUGACUUAAAACCCGCAUGUAAAAGAUGUUACGAUAAAUUCCCUUCAGAAUUCCGACGAAGAUUACGCAAAGCAUAUGAUAACACACCAAAAAAAUCGACAUCAGCUUAAAUCAUCCCAUAUUUUAGUAGUCUUAUUAAUAUUUUUAUUAAAAUAGCUUACAAAUUAACACUUCUAAUAACAAUCAUAAUUAUUAUAUAUGCUACUUUUUGAUGUUUAAAUUAUACUUAUAAAUAAUAAAAUAAUAUUUAGUUUUGUUAGUUUCAAAUAGCUAAUAUAUUUUUCUAGGAUUAUCAA